AGAACAGGUCCAAAUUUAUUUGUUUACAGUUGGAAAAAAAUAAUCCGGCGGCAUUGAGAGUAAUUGUAAAUUAAAAAACAAAACAAUAUUUGAUGGCUGCAUCACGUUCCCGCCGCAACAAUGCUGGCAACAAGAUUGCCAAGCUGCUGGACGAGGAAGAGGACGAGUUCUAUAAGACUUCGUAUGGCGGAUUUCAGGAUGAAGAAGAUGACAAUGAAUAUGUACAAAAAGAUGAAGAAGAGGAUGUCGUGGACUCCGAUUUCAGUAUCGACGAACAGGAUGAACCUGUAUCUGAUCAGGAGGAUGCACCAGAAAAGAAACGCAAACGUGGUGGCGUUAACACUAAGGCGUAUAAGGAACCGGCUAAACCAACUGCCAAGAAGGACACGAAAGUCGUAGCUGCGCUUCACAGAAAACGUGGUGGUGGAGGCGUAGUCAAACGUAGAGUUCGUCCUCGUUUUACAGUACAGGACUCUGGUCGGAAAUCUAUACGUACAUCUACUGCCAUUAAAACACAAGCUACAAAGAUACGACUCAAGGAGCUGGACGAUGCUCGCAAGCGUAAGAAGAAAAAGGUGCGAGUGGAGGAUUAUAUGCCCACGCAAGAAGAACUUCUUGAGGAAGCCAAAAUCACUGAGGAGGAAAACAUCAAGUCGCUAGAGAAGUUCCAGAAAAUGGAACUUGAGAAAAAGAAAACACGCCCAACCAAACGAGUUUUCACGGGCCCAACUAUACGGUAUCAUUCACUGACAAUGCCCGUCAUGCGUAAGCCUACACGCACCACCACGCUGCCCCACGAUCCCAAAGAUCCGGCAUCAAAAUGCGAGCGUACAUUUGUAACCAUAGAAAAUGAUUUCAAUGAUAAGGCUUUCCAUGCGAUUUUCCGACCGAAACGGGCACCCAAAAGCUCUAGUGGAAUCUGCCCAAUUACCAGACUCCCAGCGCGCUACUAUGAUCCAGUCACUCAACAGCCCUACUACAGCAUUCAAGCCUUCAAGAUACUGCGUGAAGCGUACUACAUGCAACUGGAGCAGCAGAAUAGCGGCAGCGAACCACCCGAGUUAGCUAAGUGGAUGGAGUGGCGGAAAUUGGUCAAGGAGAAUCGACAGAAGGCGGCAACCUCAAUUAAAAAUGCCAAUAAUUAAAGAAAUUUGAAAGAUAUAAGUUUAACAUCAACUAUUUAAUAAUUAUUAGUUGAUAAUCUGUAUCCCAAUUCAAUGUAUGUGUCGAUUUGGAUCUUUGUUCAAUGAAAAAAUGUGCAUUUAAAGUGGCUAUCAUAUUUAUUUAAUAGUUUUCUAAUCGAUCUACAUCAAAACAUACAAAAUCGGGCACAUAAUGGAAAACAACUACUCGUACAUAUGCGUACUAAUAUAAAACUUAGCA
This is a messenger RNA of Drosophila innubila, 1383 nucleotides long. It is a transcript of the gene YL-1, whose product is annotated as vacuolar protein sorting-associated protein 72 homolog. The record is from RefSeq and is a predicted model, not a curated record. Gene Ontology annotation, biological process: chromatin remodeling; regulation of DNA-templated transcription. Gene Ontology annotation, molecular function: ATP-dependent H2AZ histone chaperone activity. NCBI's taxonomy places the organism in Eukaryota, Metazoa, Arthropoda, Insecta, Diptera, Drosophilidae. The coding region runs from base 93 to 1145 and encodes 350 amino acids. The transcript is spliced from 4 exons. Gene Ontology annotation, cellular component: nucleus.